CGGUGCGCCUGCUGUGGUCUUGUUUUGUUUUUCAUCCGUUUAGGUAAAUUUAGUUCGAAAACACGACCAACUGUUCGGCAAGGGAUGGACUACGUGGACAUUCAGGCGGUGGAAUCCAAGCUUACGGACGUGACUGUUACCCCGAUACCGAUGAUAAAGAAUGCCCACAACAACAUUGGCCACGGAAGCAGCGGCGGCAGCGGUAACAGCAGCAACUGCAACAGCCUCGCAAGCAUUAGCAUUACGGCGCAAUCAUCAAACCAUCGUAAUCUGAACCACCAAACCGUUGCAACACCAUUGCACGAUGUUAGCGCGGGUGCGCUGGCCCUGACGGUCGGAUCGAAUGCCGCCAAUCUGGUGGCACCGGUUACCACGUUCAAUCACUUUCCGAACAACUCGGGCCUUUCGAAGUACGCUCAGCUGCUGAUGGUAAUCGAGGAGAUGGGGCGCGAUCUGCGUCCGACCUACUCGGGCAGCCGCAACUCGGCCGAGCGCCUGAAGCGUCUCAUUGUUCACGCACGCAUUCUGGUCCGGGAGUGCUUGGUGGAAACGGAACGUUCCGCCAGACACAAAGGAUCGACCGUCGGCAAAUCGAUUCGGAUUAGGACCUGCACCGGUGUAUCCUCGACGGUUACUGUUAGUUCCCACAAGAUCUGCAACACCGCGCGCACCAGCGCCAUCGUUACAGUCGGUCGCAAAGUGGUCACAAUGAACGUACCGCAGUAUCCCCCGCCGAAUGGCUGCUAUACGGACAUUAAGCAAGGCAUCCUUGCGUACACGAUGCCAUUGCGCACGGACCUUGGCGAUAUACCCGGGCCACCAGUAAGCCUGCUGCCGGAGACGGACGAUAGCAAGGGCGGGAGCUCUAAGAAGAAACGCCGAGCAUACGUGAACGAGAGUGAAGAGGCUCGUGCCCGCCGUUUGGCACGCAAUGCCGAGCGUAUGCGACAGAAGCGUGCGACCGAAACGGAAGAAGAAUACCGGCUGCGGUUGUCAAAGAACGCGGAAAGCAAUCGACGGAAGCGACUGAAUGAGACUGAACUGGAGCGAACCAUGCGCCACGCACGGAGUGCCGCCCGGGAACGUCUGCGGCGAGCAAUGGAAACACCGGAGCAGCGCGCCGUGCGGCUGGCCAAGCUUGCGGAACGAAUGCGGUCUGCGCGAGCCAACGAGACAGCCGAGCAGCGGGCGGUACGCUUGUCGAAGAAUGCUACCAAGGCGAAGGAGCGUUUGUUGAAGGAAUCGCCCGAACAGUGGAUCGAGCGGAAGCGCAAGAAGGCAGAGUACGCACGUCGCAAGCGCAGUGGCCACAGCCUGCAGAACAGCUCGGCCGGCAGUAGCAGCAGCAACGAUGCGGCCAUGCACAGCGUGCUAUCUAACGACCCGACUUCAUUCGGACAGGUGACUGCGUCGCAGCUGGCCCACGGUUACUUACCGCACCUGGACCACCAUCAUCACCAACACCACCAUCAUCAUCAUCAUCCGUCGCUUACGGCCACCGACAACCCGCCGGACGUGAAAGACAUUAAAUUGAUAGCGUCACCGAAGCCGGAAGCGGAUGUGCCGGAGCACAUCUACAGCACACCACAGCUACCGUUCCUGUCGACCGAGCUGAAGCCACCCGAAUUCCGGGGCCAUCGUCGCAACAUCGACGCCGUCACAUCAUCAUCACGUCCCUCCGCAGCAGCAGCAGCCGCCGCAGCAGCCGCAGUGGCCGCAGUCUCCGGAGCACCCCUACAACAACAAACUGUCGUCCAGAGCCCAUCAACGGGUCCCAGUGACGGCGGAGUGCUAGACGAACAGCUAGCGCUAAGCAAAAGUCAACGACGGUUUUUGCACGAAAGUCCGGAGGCACGAGCGAAACGGUUAGCUCGGAACGCCGAGCGGAUGCGCCAGAAGCGGGCGGCCGAAUCGGAGGACGAGUACCGGAAGCGGAUGGCACAGAACGCGGAAAGGAUGCGCCGCAAGCGGGCGGCCGAGACGGAGGAAGAGUACCGACGGCGCAUGCAGCGGUGCGCGGACAGCAAGUUGAGCGAAGACUAUCGCAUGCGUUUGUCAAAGAACGCCGAGCGUAACCGUCGCCGGAGACAAAAUGAGACUGAGAUGGAGCGCACAAUCCGCCGGGCGCGGAGUGCCGCCCGGGAACGCUUGCGGCGUGCAAUGGAAACUCCGGAGCAGCGAGGCGUCCGCCUGGCGAAGCUGGCCGAGCGGAUGCGGGUUGCGCGGGCGAAUGAGCUACCCGAACAGCGAGCGAUGCGGUUGGCGAAGAAUGCAGCCAAAGCCAAGGAACGGCUGCAGAACGAGACACCCGAGCAAUGGAUCGACCGGAAGCGGAAAAAGGCCGAAUACGCACGCCACAAACGAAGCGUCGGUGGUACCGUGGACACAGGCGGGCCGGGACUGUCUGGCUCGGCAUCGAGCAGCGUUAGUGCGAGCACCAGCCUAAGUGUAUCGUCGAACGGAGAUACGAAUGGAUUUGCGGUUGCCGGAAACCCUGUCUACAGUGGGCUCGAUCUUCACCAACCCCUUGCACACCAUCCGAGCACGUCGCUUGUGACGUCCAUCCCGUCCACGGUAGAUCUGAAGGACAUCAAGCUGAUAGCGACCUGCAAACCAACCAACGCGCUACACCUUCCAGAGCAACUGUACGCCACUUCACACGUUCCCUUCCUUGGCACCGACCCAAAGCCACCCGAGUUUCUGACCACCGGCGGCGCCCAGAACGGUCCCCCGAUCAUGCAGCCCGAUCUCUACAAGCUGCACAUUCUGCCCUAUUCUUUCUCGUCCCCGGCGGUCGGUGCCAUGCAGCAGCCGAUGCAAAUGGACUACAAAUCAAAGUAGUCGCAGUGUGUGGCCACUACUACGCUGCACGACAUGAAAGGCCGUUUCGCUAAUCUAGUCUUCGGGGGGAAGGGUUUGGCAUAAUUUUCUUCUCUUCACAUGCAUGGAUGAAUAUUCAGUUUUUGCAUCGCAAAAGAAAGCUAGAAUAAUUUCAAACGGUAAUGAACAUUAAUUUAACAACAGCACGUGGUGUAGUAACUUUCUUUCGUGGUUGAAUGAAACAAGAACGAACAGAAAAGACUAUUGCCUGCUAAAUAGCAAUAAAUUAAUCUCCUUCAUUCCAAACGCACGGAUAAGUUCGCUUCUGGUGG
Molecule: messenger RNA, 3152 nt
Organism: Anopheles cruzii
Lineage: Eukaryota; Metazoa; Arthropoda; Insecta; Diptera; Culicidae
Exons: 4
Coding region: 85-2841 (918 amino acids)
Cellular component (GO): nucleus; cytoplasm
Source: RefSeq, a predicted model, not a curated record